GAGUAUGGAGGUCAGAUACAAUCAAGAGAACGAGUCAGGGAUGGUGCUGAAGAAUGGACAUAAGGAUGGGAAAGAGGGAAAGGAUUCCCAGGGAAACAUUUCCAAAUCGUUUCUGAAGGAGCAGCAGGAGACUUUCCCAGCUUCUGGAACAGCAGAAAACUGUGAGAAAAGCCGAGGGAACUCGGCAGAUCCGGAUUACUGCAGGCGAAUCCUCGUGAGAGAUGCCAAAGGGUCCAUCAGAGAAAUUAUUUUGCCAAAGGGCUUGGAUUUGGACCGACCAAAGCGCACCAGGACCUCUUUCACUGCCGAGCAGCUGUACAGGCUGGAGAUGGAGUUCCAGAGAUGCCAGUAUGUGGUGGGAAGGGAGCGCACGGAACUGGCCCGCCAGCUCAAUCUGUCAGAAACUCAGGUAAAGGUUUGGUUCCAGAACCGGCGGACAAAACAGAAGAAGGACCAAGGCAAGGAUUCUGAGCUGCGCUCAGUGGUGUCGGAGACGGCGGCCACUUGCAGCGUGCUCAGGCUGCUCGAACAGGGCCGCUUGCUGACUCCCCCUGGCCUGCCGGGUCUCCUGCCCCACUGCGGCAGUGGUGCCACCCUGGGCUCUGCCCUGCGCGGCCCAUCCAUGGCCAUCGCCAAUGGCGGCAGCAGUAGUAGCAGCAGCUCAGGGACGGCAGGGAGCCCUCCGCUGCCCACAGUCACCAGCUCAGGGCCAGCCACGGGCAUGCAGAGCUCCCCGCCUGCCCACGGUCUCUUCAGCUUCUCCAUGCCGUCUCUACUGAGCACUGUGGCCACCCGGAUCUCCUCCAACCCACUGGCGAUGGCUGGCUCCCUGGCAGGGAACCUGCAGGAACUCUCUGCUCGCUACCUGAGCUCAUCCGCCUUCGAACCUUACUCCCGGAACAACAGCAAGGAAUCCAUGGACAAGAAAGUGCUGGAAUGAUUUUUAAAAAGCUGUGUCUAUUUCUGUCACCAUGUUUGUUAACUUUACUUUCUUUUUUAUGUUGGUGUGCUGGUUCUUAUUGGUUGUUGUUCAGAUGCCACACACUGUUUCCUCAGAGAACACAUACCAACAUUAACUUGUUUAUUCUCAACAAAACAGAGAGAUUUUCAAAGCUUUUUGCACUAAAUAAAACUUUUAACUGCAUGUAAUAAAUACAAAUGCUUCAUGGAGCAAUCGACCAAGAGAUUACAAAAGUAUGAAAAAGAUCAUUUAAAUUAUAUUUUCAGUUAGUUGUGGUUUUUCUAAGUAGAUAUUUUUGUUAUAAUUUUAAAGAUUAAAAAGGUGGAUAUUAUCGCAGCAAAGAAGCUUAGAAAAUGAACCUGUUUCAGUUUACUUACUCAACAAAAUCAAGACUUCAGAGAAAUGCACAGUCACAGAAACCUUUGAGCAACUCGGUUUUGUGUAAACUUGUGCUUAUGUAGUUUAUUUUUUUCUAAACUAACAUCAUAAACAUAUGUAGAAAUAAUAUGGAAGCUCCUAAAAGCAGGAAAUGCUCUCAGCCCCCCACAUUCCUCAGAAUCCAAGAGAAAAUGCAGAUCUAGCAACUUCCAUUUUCCUCUUAAUGUUUGAUUUUUCAAAAUAGUAAACUAAAUGAUGGUCUUUCGUUGACCAGUUAUUGACCAAAACAAACAGAAUAAGAAUGUUACAUGAUGAUUAAACUGUUGUAUGUAUGUUGUUUUCAUAAUGGUUUUGUGAGGGUUUUCCCAACUUUAUUUAAACACGGUCUAAAUGUGUAACUUUUAUGUCUUAAACAUGCAGUAUUUGACUUUUUAUCUGUAAUUAAAGUAUUAGAAUUGUUGUCCUGAUUGCCAUGUGUAAAUGACAUUUGCAAGUGAGUUUCAGUCCCUUUCAGGACUCAAAAAGUUACAAGAAGGGAUAAGAAGAGGUGCAUGGACCGUGGUUGUCUUAGAGCUUUUGAACUUUUGCAAGCUGCUCAUGGCCUUGAAUAUAUUAAUGUUAUUUGGUGCAAAAUGAGUUUUUGAGAGCAUAACUGUAACAGAUGCAAGGGUUUGCAAUUUUUAAAAGAUAUGACUCUUCUGAGAUGUGAAGAUUUUAAAAACCAUACCAUCAACUUCAGGUCAGGAAGAUUAAGAACAAGAGUUGCUUAGUAAAAUUAUUGUAGUAUAACGUAAAGGAAAAUGAGAAUUGUACCUAAAAUUGUUAUUUUAUUGUAAAUUAUUCAUGUCUGUAAUUAAUAGAUGAUUAGUAUAUUUGAAAAACAGUGAAAGGAUGGCUGUGAAGGUGUGUCAUACAUCAGAGAAGGCUUUUGGUGCUGUUGUUGUCAAAUAUGUUGAACUUUGUGAUCAUGUGGUAUGAGUGUGGAUAUAUAUUAUAUAUAUGACUAAAAACA
This is a messenger RNA of Brienomyrus brachyistius, 2351 nucleotides long. RefSeq names its product ventral anterior homeobox 1 (gene vax1). NCBI's taxonomy places the organism in Eukaryota, Metazoa, Chordata, Actinopteri, Osteoglossiformes, Mormyridae. The record is from RefSeq and is a predicted model, not a curated record. Gene Ontology annotation, molecular function: DNA-binding transcription factor activity, RNA polymerase II-specific; DNA binding. The transcript is spliced from 3 exons. The coding region runs from base 5 to 940 and encodes 311 amino acids. Gene Ontology annotation, biological process: brain development; central nervous system development; neuron differentiation.